UAUACCAUAUAAGCAAACAUGCAAACGCUUCAUCAACUAUUGCAGCAGCAACUUAUGAUACUAGAGUAAAGGGGUUUUAUUCAAAAUUCAGCAAAAUCAUGUCUCUUUUUGGACUUGGAAGCAGAAGCCAGAAAACAUUUCGUCCGAAGAAGGGAUCUCCUUCAGGAAGCAAGGGAGUGCAACUUAAGAAGCACAUUGAUGCCACCUUGGGCGCCGGCAACUUGAGGGAAGCUGUAAAACUUCCUAUUGGGGAGGAUCUCAAUGAGUGGCUGGCAGUAAAUACUGUCGACUUUUUCAAUCAAGUAAACAUUCUUUAUGCAACUCUGACUGAAUUCUGCACACCAUCCACUUGUCCAACGAUGACGGCAGGGCCAAAGUAUGAAUACAGAUGGGCUGAUGGAGUCACCAUAAAGAAACCCCUAGUGGUUUCUGCUCCACAAUAUGUGGAGUAUUUAAUGGACUGGAUUGAGGCUCAGCUUGAGAACGAGGCCAUUUUCCCCCAGAAGUUCGGAGUGCCAUUUCCACCCAACUUUCAGGAUGUCGUCAAGACCAUACUGAAGCGGUUGUUCCGUGUGUAUGCUCAUAUCUACCUCUCGCACUUCCAGAAGGUUGUGAGUCUGAAAGAGGAAGCUCAUCUCAAUACUUGCUUCAAGCAUUUCGUUCUGUUUACAAAGGAAUUUGGCUUAAUUGAGAAGGUGGAGCUCGCACCUCUUGAGGAAAUCAUCGAGUCUAUCUUACAACGCUAGAUGAGCCAAUGACAAAGUGGUAGAAGGAAGGAUUUAGCGCUGUAUCAACUAGUUGGAAGUGUGUUGGCUUGUUUAAGUCUUAUCAUUAUUAUUGUUUUUAAUGCUGAACCAGCAACUAUUAUGACUAUCAUUUGGUUGAAUGAAUGUUGUGUGUGACAUGCUACACCUCUCUUGCACUCAUUUUAUGCUUGUAUAUUGUAUUUUUG
This is a messenger RNA of Sesamum indicum (sesame), 952 nucleotides long. RefSeq names its product MOB kinase activator-like 1A. The record is from RefSeq and is a predicted model, not a curated record. Lineage: Eukaryota; Viridiplantae; Streptophyta; Magnoliopsida; Lamiales; Pedaliaceae.